AUGACCAAGGCACUCAGUGUAGAUCGCGAGGGUGAUCCUGUUAAUGAGAUGCUCUUCAUUGUUCGAGGCCGCCUAGACUCAUACACCACCAAUGGUGGCCGUCUUUAUUUCUUUAAUUCAUCCGUGAUUGGACUUGGUGACUUAUGUGGAGAGGAAUUGUUAACCUGGACCUUGGACCCUUGCUCAAGUGUUACCCUUCUUUAUUCAACUCGCACGGUUAUUGCCAUCACUGAAGUUAAAGCAUUUGCUUUCAUUGCAGAGGGCUUAAAGUUUGUAGCAUCUCAAUUCUGCAGGCUGAAUUGCAAAAACUUAGGUAGGUGUUUAGGUUUCAUUCUUACCAAUGGAGGAAAUGGGCUGCAUGCUUCAUUCAAGCAGCAUAGUUUCGAUAUAAAAGAAAGAAAUAGUCAUGUGAGCUUAGUAGAGUCAAGCUUGGACUGA
This is a messenger RNA of Dovyalis caffra, 438 nucleotides long. Lineage: Eukaryota; Viridiplantae; Streptophyta; Magnoliopsida; Malpighiales; Salicaceae. The record is from the annotation of a GenBank genome assembly.